AUGGCGAAGAAGAGUUAUAUAGAAGUCAAAAUAUUUGGAAAAUCUUUGGCUGAAUUGGAAGAGGAUGGUUAUGAUUUGGAGAGAAUUUUGGUGAAUUUGGGAUGCCGAAAUGUAUUGAUAUCUGAAGUCGCUUAUGAUUCCGAUUCCGAUUCGAAUGAGAUAUUGGAUGAAACAAUGCUAAUUGAGACAAGUAUGCCACGUCAUCAAUCGUCUGAAAAUCAAUCUGGAAGUUCGGAACAACAACAAUCUGAAAAUAGUUUCUCGGAAAACUCUUCCAGUUUAUCAUGUGAGAGAAUACCAAGGUGUUCAACUCCUCGAAUUUCUGGAUUUGUUCCAAGUUUGUGGCUAUCAAAUGUAAUAUCACGGAUAAACUCGAGGGAAAAUGAGAAAGAUGAUCAAAUUGGAAAUUUGCUUGAGUGUUUAAUUAAUAUUGUUGUUGAAACUGAAAUUGAAAAGUAAGUUGGUUCAUUUUUUAUUUAAAAAAAUUAGCUAUUUCAGCACAAUUUUGAAUAAUGAUAGACUUCUGGAAACUUCGAGUCAAAUAUUCGCCGAGCUGGAACCGGUUUUCUUCCAACAUCUAGAAAUGGCAAAUUUGCGUGAAAAAGAAGAAAACUUUGAAAGAAAUAAGGAAGAAGAAGACAUUUGGCAGGAUAUUCAACAAGAAUUUGAAUUGGAAGUGGAUUCUGAAAAUAAUAUUCAAAAUCUAGUUGAGAACAAUUUCGAAAGAAAUGAGGAGGACGAAGAAAGCCGACAAGAAUUUGAAUUGGAAGAGAAUUAUGAUUCAGAAAAUAAUAUUCAACCCCAAGUUUCAAUUCAAAAAUCAAUUGAAGAAAAUGAGGAAGAAGAAGUCUGGCAAGAUGUUGGACAAGAAUUGGAAGAAAAUAUUCAACCCCAAGUUUUAAUUCAAAAAUCAAUUUCAAAAAAUUUAUUUGCUCAAACCGCAGUUUACUAUACUAUCAAAUGUGAAUUUGAGGUUUGAAAAGAAACAAAUCUAAAGCUAAUCAAAAAUUUUCUAAAGAAUUGCGAGAAAAAAUACAAUUGGCGACCAAAAUUUGGGAAAUUACGAUUAUUCGAUCACGCAAUGACACAUUUAGGAAAUGGUAAAAUAUCGUGUAAUUUGUGUGAAUAUAAAGGAUAUUUACGUGCACUUCGAGUUCAUAUUCAUUCGAAACAUUCAGAUGAAAAUGAUGAAAAUAUAUCGAUUCAAGAGUGAGGUUUUAUUUUGGAUAUUUAUCAAUAGCUUUUUCUUUUUUUUUUUGCAGAAUAUUUUUGAGAAAUGAGAUGAAAAAAAUAUGGGAGAAAUGUUUCUUGAAAAGUCUCGACCUUGUUGGAAAACCUUAUGUAUUGGCUAACGGAAAAUUGAGAUUUAGAAGAAAAUAGAAUCAUUUUAUGCACUGAACCUAAUAUAGAAUUUUUAUGUUGCAAUUGAAGAAAUCAUGUGAAUAAUGUAGUUUUGUUUUAUUUUUUUUUGAUUUAUUCAAUGAUCAAAUAGUCAUUGGCUAUUUAUUAUAUCUCAUCUCAUUGAAAAUAGAUUUUUUUUUUGAUAAUUAAUUAAUUAUUUUUAAUUAGAUGGAUAACUGGUUGAAUUAUAUUCAAAUAAAUGUAUAUGGAAAACGAAUGGAAGAAUUGAAUGGAAUUUACAGUUUCUUGGUGAGAUAUUCAGAUACAUUUUUGUGAAAAAUUAUGUUUUUUUCAGAAUACAAUUGGAUGUGACAAAUUUUGGAUGGGAGAAGUUCCGAUGUAUCGAGGAGAUUCGGAUUCUGGAGUUGAUAGUAGUUUCGAAGAUACUGAAAUUCUCAAUAAAACUAAAAAUCAAGCGAUUCAGAAAUUUCCAAGAUGUUCGACUCCACGAGAUUCUAGAAUUGGAAGAACUUUUACACUUGGAGCAUCGCAAUUAUUGUCGAAAAUUGCAUCGGAAACUUCGACUGAAGAAUUUCUUGAAAUUAGUGGAUCGAUAAAUCAAUCAAUGGAAAUAAUAAUGGAAAAUAAUGAGGAGACUGAAGUUAUGCCAAUUUCUGAUAGUUUUGAUAUUCAACACAAGGAUAUUGAUGUUGUUUCAAAACCUGGAUUUGAAAAUGAUUUAUCGAAUUUCGAAGAUUGUAAUCAAUUGGAAAUCGAUGAAGAAAUUGAAAAUAGAGAAGUUGUUGAUGAUUUUGGUGUCCAAGAACAAGAUUUAGAAAGUAUCUCGAAUCUUCUUAAAUCUGUUGUUGAAAUUAUUUGUGAAACUGAAACCGAGUGUGAUUCAUCGAUUUUUGAAGAUUGUCAGAAUCUUACAUUUGCUUCUGUUUCUUCUGAUUUCAAUUCGUGAGUUUUUUAUAUUCAAUAAUUAGUAACUUUAAAAUUUACAGAAUUGCUAAAUCUUCUGGGGAACUUCCAACAUUCUAUGGACCACAUCCAGCUGUGAGACAUUCUGAAAUUGAAACAAAACCGACAGGAAAUAUAAUAGAGACGAAACCAAGAAUUCUGACAAAUCGAAGAGUUCAAAAUUUGAAAAUUCCGGAAAAAUCAAUUGAAAAUGAAAAUGAAAAAGAAAGAAAACCAUUGAAAAGAACAACAUCUGAAAUUCGAAGAAAUCGAAGAAAAGCAAUGAAAUUAUUGAGAAAUAAUACUGUUGUUCCGAAUUUUGAUCAACCACAGUCAUCAAAUCAAUUUGAGACCAAAAUCUCAAUUCCACGAGUAAAAUCUCGAAUUUCUGAAAUGGAUUACGAUAAUCUAUCAUAUCAAAGUAUUCCGGAACAAUUUGAGAAUCAAAAUUCAACACAUUUUCCAAUCUCUGAUGAUUCUGAACGAGUUUUCACAGAUUUGACACCAUUUACAUCGGAUGGUGAACAAUAUUGUGAAAUUGAACAAGAUUUCUUUGAAAUGGUUGAAAAUCGAUUGAAUUCUGGAAGAACAAAUCAAAAUGAGGAUAGUUUGAUGUAUAAUAAUAGUGAAGAAGGUGGAAAUGAACAAGAAAGUUGGGUUGAUCAAGAUAUUGAAUUAGAUUUGGAUGAAGAAGAUAUAGGUGGAAUUGAAGAAGUUAUUAAAGAUGAGGAGGAAGAAGAAGAGAAAAUUAGAAGUGGAAGUUCGAGAAAAGAAUCGGAAGAUGAUCAAAAUGAUAGUCUUCUCAGUGCGGCUGUCAAUGAUUUAUCUGAAAAUGAAAAUGAAGAGGAAGAACCCGAAAUUCCCAAAAAACGAACGGUGAGGAACUAAGGGAAUAAUUUAAAAAUUAUAGAGUAUUUUCAGAGAAAGGCAAAAUAUACGGAUGAAGAAAAUUCUGCACGACAUGCUGUUCAUAAUAUUAAAUGUGAAUUUGAGGUAUGUACAGAUAACAAAAAUAUUAUAAUAAAUAUAUUAAUUUAUUAAUUUUCAGGAUUGUGAAAUGGAAUACAAAUGGAAAUUGAAAUAUGGUAAAAUUCGGUUGAUUGAUCAUUCGAUGAAACAUUGUCAAACUAGGAAAUAUUGCUGUAAUUUUUGCGAUCUCAAAUUUGAUACAUUACGAAUUAUUAGGAGACAUGAAAUUCGAGAACAUCCCGAUCAGCAAAAUGGUCAAUUUAAAGUCAAAGAGUAAGAUUUUUUGAAUUAUUUAUCUGAAAUGAGAGAAAACUUGUGUUUUUCAGAGUUUUGAAAACAAAAAUCGACCAUUUAGAAUUGAAAAAUAUUUGGGAGAAAUGUUACAAAUGUGAGUGAUUUUUAAAAACAAAUAAUUAAAAUUGAAUUUAAAAAUAUCAGACCUUCUUUCAGCGAAUCUCAAAAUUGUCGGUUUUCCCAGAAAAUAAUCAUGUGAAUAAUUUAUCUGUAAAUUUUUGUUAAUGAAUGUUUUUUUUUUCAAAUUUUUUAUAUUAUAAUUUUAAUAGUUGUUGACUAUUUUCUAAUAUCUUUGGGCAGAUUUUUGAUAAUUAAUUAAUUAUUUUUAAUUAGAUGGAUAACUGGUUGAAUUAUGUUCAAAUCAAUUUAUAUGGAAAGCGAGUGGAAGAAUUGAACAUCGAUGGAAUUCGCGAAUUUUUGGUGAGAUAUUCAGAUACAUUUUUGAUUUAAAAAAAAUUAUCGAAUUCUUAUGUUCUUUCAGAAUACCAUUGGAUGUGAUAAAUUUUGGAUGGGAGAAGUUCCGAUGUAUCGAGGAGAUUCUGAUUCUGGAGUUGAUAGUAGUUUUGAAGAUACUGUGAUUCUGAAUACAUCAAAAAAUCUAGAAGAUCAGAAAUAUCCGAGAUGUUCGACACCAAGAAUUUCAAAAAUUGGAAGAACUUUUACACUUGGAGCAUCGCAAUUGUUGUCGAAAAUUGCAUCGGAAACUUCGACUGAAGAAUUUCUUGAAAUUAGUGGAUCAAUAAAUCAAUCAAUGGAAAUAAUAAUGGAAAAUAAUGAGGAGACUGAAGUUAUGCCAAUUUCUGAUAGUUUUGAUAUUCAAAACAAGGAUAUUGAUGUUGUAUCAAAACCUUUAUCGAAUUUUGAAGAUUGUAAUCAAUUGGAAAUCGAUGAAAAUAGAGAAGUUGUGGAUGAUUUUGCGGUCGAAGAAAACGAUUUAGAAAGCAUCUCAAAUCUUCUGAAAUCUGUUGUUGAUAUUAUAUGUGAAACUGAAACCGAGUGUGAUUUUUCGAUUUUUGAAGAUUGUGGAAAUGCUUCAUUCCAAAAUGUUGCUUCCAAUCAACAAUUGUGAGUUCUGAAAUUUCCGGAUCAUAUAAGAUCAACGGAAAUGAAUCGCAGAAUAGGCCCCCACCAAUAAGUAAAACUCUUCACCGAGUCCCCACUCAAUGGAAGUGGGGACCUAAAAUGAUUAUGUGGGGACUCAUUUCUGGAUGGGGACCUAUAUUGGGGUGGGCUUAUAUUUGUAUGUAAUUUUAAUAGAGUUGUGAGCUUUUAUUUCGAUCAUAGGGUAUUUCGGAAAAAAGGUCCCCACCACUAUCAUUUUGAGCCCCCACCAACGAGAUUUCUGACCAUAAAAAGGUGGAGUGGGGACCUAAAAUGACAUUGGUGGGGAACUGUUCUACGAUUCACUAAAAUCAACUAAUUUUAUUUACUUCUAGAUCUCCGAAAAUCACACAAAUCAACAUUGAACCGAAAGUUUUUAUGAAUCAAUUGGAAGUUGUUGAUGAUUCGGGUGAUCAAGAUCAAGAUUUAGAAAGUAUCUCGAAUCUUCUCAAAUCUGUUGUUGAUAUUAUUUGUGAAACUGAAACCGAGUGUGAUUUAUCGAUUUUUGAAGAUUGUCAGAAUUUAUCAUUUUCUGCGGAUAUUUCGGAUUUCAAUGCGUUAGUUCUUUUUUUGAAAAUGUUUAUUUUUUUGUACAAUGAAUUCGGGAUUUUUUAUAGUAAUUUGAAAAUUUACAGGGAUCUUCCAACAUUCUAUGGACCACAUCCAGCUGUAAGACAUUCUGAAAUUGAAACAAAACCAACAGGAAAUAUAAUUGAAACAAAACCAAGAAUUUUGACGAAUCAAAGUGUUCAAAAUUUGAAAAUUCCGAAAAAAUCAAUUGAAAAUGAAAAAGAAAGAAAACCAUUGAAAAGAACAACAUCUGAAAUUCGAAGAAAUCGAAGAAAAGCAAUGAAAUUAUUGAGAAAUAAUACUGUUGUUCCAAAUUUUGAUCAACCACAAUAUUCAAAUCAAUUUGAGAGUAAAGUCUCAAUUCCACGAGUAAAAUCUCGAAUUUCUGAAAUGGAUUAUGAUAAUUUAUCAUAUCAAAGUAUUCCCGAACAAUUUGAAAAUCAAAAUUCAACACAAUUUCCAUUGUUUGAUGAUUCUGAACGAGUUUACACUGAUUUGACACCAUUUACAUCGGAUGGAGAACAAUAUUGUGAAAUUGAACAAGAUUUCUUUGAAAUGGCUGAAAAUCGAUUGAAUUCUGGAAAAACAAAUCAAAAUGAGGAUAGUUUGAUGUAUAAUAAUAGUGAAGAAGGUGGAAAUGAACAAGAAAGUUGGGUUGAUCAAGAUAUUGAAUUGGAUUUAGAUGAAGAAGAAGACAGAGCUGGAAAUGAGGAAGAAGAAGAAAACAUCGGAGGUGAAAGUUCGAGAAAAGAAUCGGAAGAUGAUCAAAAUGAUAGUCUUCUUAGUGCGGCUUUGGAUGAUUUGUCUGAAAAUGAAGAGGAAGAGGAAGAUGAGGAAAAAGUUGGAAUUCAAGUGAACAGAAGACAAAAAAGAUGUAAUAUUGGGAAGGUGAGGUUGAUUUUUUGUUUGAAAAUCAGAAAAAUAAUAUUGUAAUUUUCAGGCUGAGGCGAAUAAACAAUACCACAUAAAUUGCCAAUUUAAAGUAAGUUUUUUGAAAAAAAGAGCAUGCGAGGGAAAUUUUAUUUUAUUUAAUUUUCAGUUUUUUCAUUGUUUUCAUAUAUUUUUUUUGAAAAUUAUAUUAUUUAAAUUUCUGACUCUCCAAUUGAAAUGAGGAUAUACAAAUUUCUUCAAAAAUUCGAAUUUUCUGUAAGUUUUCUAUAAUGUAAAUGUUUUAUUUCCAGAUUUUUACAAACUUCUUUUCUUCCGAUAUAUUCAGGAUCUUACCCUAUAAAUUCAAAAUGUUGACUAUAAAGUUUUUUUUGAGUUCUAGAAUACAUUUUUGAUUUCUUAAAAAAUUUUGGAAUAUUUUUGUCAAACUGAAAAUCACUAAAUUAAAAGCUCACAAACAUUAAAAAUAAAGAAAACUUCAGAUGCCACGUGGAUUUUUAACUAGGAAUGACAGUUUUUAAUUUUUCAGCCAAAAGUUGGUCCUGAAACGAAGAUAUUGAGUCAUGUACCUUUAAAUUGAGCUCUUAGGGUCCCACCACGAAAAAAUCCAAGUUUUCUGUGGAAAAUGGUAUGGGAUUGUACAUUUUCCGGGCAAGAUUUGGUCCUGAAACGAAGAUUUGUGGUUCACACUGGAUUUGAAGACUUUCAUCUUGAAAAAGUUUGUGAGCUUUUGAUUCAGAUUUUCCUCUGAUGGUUUUCAUUUUUUUUAGAACUCAAAAACUGUCAUUUUCUAUUUCAAAUGACCCCCAAAAUAAAUCAUUUUCAGGAUUGUCAAUAUUCCAUCAAAUGGCGUCCAAAAUUCGGAAAACUCCGCCUCCUCGACCACGUUCUCACGCAUUUGCCACAAAAACUCAUUCGAUGCCACAAUUGCGAUUUCACAUGCCAAACUUCUCGACAAAUUCGAUAUCAUUAUAAGAAACAACAUCAAAUGAAGAACAAAGUGAAUGGAUAUGGAAUUUAUGAGUGAGUUUUUUGCCUAGAUUUUGAUAAGAAUCAAACAGAAUCGAAAUUUAAUUUAAGAAUGUUCAGUUUACGAGUGGAAAAUGAUAAAACAAUCAGCCAAUGUUGGGAAUCUUGCUUUAAAGGUGAUUUGAUUUGAUUUUAAAAAAACAGAAAAAAAUUUAUUGAUUUUUUCCAGAUAAACUGGAUAUUAUUGGAAAAGCUGUUUUGAAAGCCGCUCGACGUCGAUCUUAA
Molecule: messenger RNA, 7380 nt
Organism: Caenorhabditis angaria
Lineage: Eukaryota; Metazoa; Nematoda; Chromadorea; Rhabditida; Rhabditidae
Source: the annotation of a GenBank genome assembly